AAUAGUCGAAAAAAUUAUUAUACAUUAAUAUUUGAUGUCUGUGAUAUAAUAUUAGGUACUUCAAAAUCACAGCUAAUAUUACGUAUAUCCAACGUAAUAUUACAGUGUUAUUAAGACAAUAUAACAUGCUGCUUGGAUAGUAUUCUCAUAACUGAUUUUACAAAAAGAAUUGUUAAAGAUCAAUGUAGAAAGUAUUUUUUUGAUGUAUCGAAUUUAAAAAAAUUGACCUUCCUACAGUAAUUUACCAUGUAGAUUGUAAUUUUGUAAGAAAAUCCUGACAAUUUAGUUUUAAUAAAUAAAAUGUGUGAUACUGUGUUGAAAACUGUUAAGCUGUUCUCGAAGAAAACAGAGUUCGCUUGGAAAUAGGGGUGGCAGUAAAUUAAAUACAGCAACAGCGCCGGGGUGUGGCGCAUGCGCAUGCGUAAUGAUAUCCCUGAUACGGAAAAGAAAGGGAUGAGAAUGAGUUGGGUUGGAAUUGUAGAUGCUUGCAGAAGUGCUUCGUGCGGCUCAUUGUUAUUCGUAUAAAAAUACUUUUUUAUCUUCAAUUAUUCUAAGAAACGUAGCAUUCUAAUUCUUUGUUAUUCACUAUAGUAGUAAAUUGUAAACAGUUAAAGAGUCAUUUUUAUUAAAGAGAAACGGAUCUUUAGGGUGAUAUUGAUAUUAGCACGUUAAUUGUUUAUUGUAUAAAAGAAAAUCACAAUUUCUAAUUGAUCAUGACUACUGAAACGGAGAAAAUUAGUCCACCUGUUGAAGUAAGUGAUACUAAGGAUAUUAAGGAAGUUGAAACAACAUUGGAAAACAAGCAGCAAAAGCAGAAUUCUGAUAAUGAGAAUACAAAGAAAGAAGAAUGCGAAAAAAAGGAAACUUCCGGAGAUACGAAUGUUGCUUCAGCAAAAGAUGUUCCGGUACACAAAAGUGAUUUUGAAAAAGAUGUAGUGUAUUUAUACCAGCUUCCACGAUCACCUCUCUUACCUUCUGUUUCCCCCUAUUGUCUGAAAGUAGAAACAUGGUUGCGUCUCAAUGGAAUAAAAUAUGAGAACGUAGAUCAUAAACUCAAAUAUCGCUCAAAAAAGGGACGCUUGCCAUUUGUUGAACUGAAUGGAGAGGAAAUUGCUGACAGCGCCAUUAUUUUAGAAGAAUUAAGACAGAAAUUCGAAAAGGAUUUGGAUGCUACUCUGACAAAUGAACAAAAAUGUGUAUCUCAUGCUCUAAUACGAAUGAUAGAAAACCAUCUAGUUUGGGUUAUCACAUAUUGGCGUACAAAAAAUUUGGAUCUAGUGUUGAAGGGUUACAAUCUCAACUUGCAGCAAAUCCUAGGUUCACGAAUACCUAAUGGAAUAUUAAAUUUCUUCUUUAAAAUUACACUUGGGCGCAAGGGUGCAAGAAAAGUAAAGGCUCAUGGAAUAGGAGAAUUUAGUUUUGAUCAAGUGGUCAAUUUUGGCAAUGAGGAUCUGAAGGCACUUAGUGAUGUUCUUGCCGACAAACCAUUCUUUUUUGGAGAUGAACCAACAAUGCUAGAUGUUGUGGCCUUCGCAAAUUUAGCACAAAUUUUAUACAUUCAUAAGGAUAUUCGUUUUCCUUUGAGAGACUUCGUUCAGGAUAAAUGUCCAAAUCUAGUAGGACAUUGUUCACGAAUGAAAGAACGCUGCUUCACAGAUUGGGACGAGAUUUGCACUUCAUUAGCAAUGAACACGCAUUUACCAAAGGAACUAAAGAGUGUUAACAAGGAGAACAAAGAAGACGCUAAGGAAUCGAAAGAAUCAACAGAAGAAAAGGAAGGAGACAAGGAGAAAUCUGAUAAAGAAGAGAAAGACAUUGAGAAGGAAAAGGAAAUCGAUGGUAAUAAGAAGGAUGAAAAAUAAAAAGCAAUAAGUCUGUGUUAUUCUAAGCAAAAUGACAAUUUUUAAGCUUAUUUUGUAGAAAAAGAGAAUGUAUGUUAAGAAAAAGGGAACAGAUAGGGAUUUUUUCGUCUAAUAAACAUGUGUAUCAGUCGUGAAACCACUGGCAUCAGAAUCUUUCUUCUCUUUUUACCUUCAUACAAAUAUCAGUAUUUAUAUCUAAAUAAAAAAUGAUUACAUAGUAACUAGUAUAGAUAUUGCAUAAACUUUACUUAUCUAGGAGUCAACCACACAAGCAACGAGAACAUAAAUAUACCCAAAGAAGAUUCUUCUCCGUCUGGAUAAAGAAGUUUAAAACUACCAGUGGAGAUUCAUCAUCUUUGGAAUCUAAAAUUGAAAGCAAUAUUUAAGUACAUUUUCUUAAACGUUGACAUCUGCCAAUGGAUAAAUUUGAUAUGUUUUUAAAUCAUGUCAAAAAUGAAGUCUUUAUAACAUGAAUAUCACAGCAAUUUGUAGAAAAUUUUUAACAAAAGUAAAACCUUUUUAUUAAAAAAUAUGUAUUAUACUAAGUAUAUAAUUAAACAUUUAACACAGGUUAUCAACAUUUAAUGUGCAGUCGUAGGUGUCAUAAAUAUGUACUGCCAAGAGAAUGAAUUCUGAAUUUUGUCACUCGAUGGGCGCAUUGCAAUGCUCUCUUGUAACAAUUACUGCAAAAUAUUUUGCUACUAUAUUGUUUAAAUGGUCAAAUUUUCAUUAUUGCUGUUGUUUCACAAUUGCCAAAAUAGCAAAAUAUUUUAAGGGGACGUCUAAAUUUCGUGAUGCGUCUCAAGCGAUUUUAACGAUGGACAAAUUUUCGCCCAUGUCGAGCAUCUAGUCUAGUAAAAGUAACUACGAAGAACUAUUAUUUGUGAAUAUUUAGGUCACAAAACAUCUUGAAACUUAGAUACUUUGGCUUCAAGAAAAUAAGACAUUUAAGUUUUCCGUGAAAGCUGCUAAUUCCAAACAUGAAUU
Molecule: messenger RNA, 2849 nt
Organism: Leptopilina heterotoma
Lineage: Eukaryota; Metazoa; Arthropoda; Insecta; Hymenoptera; Figitidae
Gene: fax
Product: failed axon connections
Exons: 4
Coding region: 714-1862 (382 amino acids)
Cellular component (GO): cytoplasm
Source: RefSeq, a predicted model, not a curated record